AUGGAAAAAGGGUUUCUUGAUAAGGUGGAAGAUAAUGCGGCUGUCCAAACUUGGUCUGAGACAACACAACAUGAGAAAGGUGAUAGUUUGGCCGAAGGAUAUGUAUCAGAGUUGUGGGACUUCACUCGUGUUAGUGUGACUCAGAAUAACCUACAGGAACUAAAGGAAAUCUGGGACCGGUGGAAUGAUGAGAUUAAGCAACUCUUCUACUCUAGCUAUGGAGACCUACCUUACUUGCUCGACGUAAAGGUGGAUAAGCGCCUGUUCCGUGCCUUAGCCCAAUUUUGGAAUUCGGCUUAUUGUUGUUUCACCUUUGGAAGUGUUGAUUUAGUGCCUACAGUGGAGGAAUACACGGCAUUGCUUCGUUGUUCAAAAAUUCAAGUGGACAAAGCCUAUUCAAGAGCUGCUAAUGUUCUAACCUUUUUGAAGAAGUUGGUGAAUAUAACUGGGAUGAGUGAGCAAUGGGUCGCAGGACGAAUCAAACAGAAGGGAGAUAGCAAAUGUAUUCCUUGGAAGAAUCUGAGAGAUUUAAUUCAAGUACAUCCAGACACAAAGAAGAGGGUUGAUGUUUUUGCUUUGAGCAUCUACGACCUAGUUGUCUUUCCCAAAGCCUUGGGACAUAUCGAUGAAGCAGUCACUGAUCUUUUCGAUCGAUUUGAUAAAGGAGUCACACCGGUUCCAGCAAUUUUAGCAGAAACUUUCAGGUCACUGAACGAAUGCCGAAGAGUAGGUGAAGGAAGAUUCAUUGGAUGUGCGCAGCUUCUCUUGGCAUGGUUUCACAGUCAUUUCAGGAAGGUUGAUAAAUUUUCAUAUCGAGUUUUUUCUGAAACUUAUUCGCCCUUAAAGGAAAUAGUGGAAAUACCGAUGCAAGAUGGGGCCUUAGAAGAAAGAUGGAUUGCAAUUCUUCUGAAUCUUCAAGAGGAGGACAUUGAGUGGAGAGCUCCUUGGUUGCUGUCAGAUGAGAUAUUGUAUAGAUGUGGAGAUUUCGAUUGGGUUCCUCUACUUGGGAUUUGGGGAGCUAUUGGUUAUGCACCGUUACUGGUAUUGAGGCAGUAUAGAUCGAGGCAGUAUAGAUCGAGGCAGUUCAUACCUACAACCCAAGGAUUAGCUCAAAGUGAGUUCUCGUAUAAGUGUGAUGGUUACAAGAAAAAGAUUCGAGAAAUGACAAAUGCUUGGAGGCAGACUCGUCGAUUGAAGAGAUUGUCAGUAGGUCCGUCGAUGACUCCUGAAUAUGUCAGUUGGCUGGGUAGGAGGGUCAAUGAUAAUAUACCUGUACCAGGUUAA
Gossypium raimondii (Peruvian cotton) is the source of this 1284-nucleotide messenger RNA. RefSeq lists its product as uncharacterized. The transcript has a single exon. The record is from RefSeq and is a predicted model, not a curated record. Lineage: Eukaryota; Viridiplantae; Streptophyta; Magnoliopsida; Malvales; Malvaceae. The coding region runs from base 1 to 1284 and encodes 427 amino acids.